Talaromyces amestolkiae is the source of this 1608-nucleotide messenger RNA. RefSeq lists its product as uncharacterized. Gene Ontology annotation, biological process: tetrahydrofolate interconversion; folic acid metabolic process; L-serine catabolic process. Gene Ontology annotation, molecular function: zinc ion binding; glycine hydroxymethyltransferase activity; cobalt ion binding. The transcript has 5 exons. The coding region runs from base 1 to 1608 and encodes 535 amino acids. NCBI's taxonomy places the organism in Eukaryota, Fungi, Ascomycota, Eurotiomycetes, Eurotiales, Trichocomaceae. The record is from RefSeq and is a predicted model, not a curated record. Gene Ontology annotation, cellular component: cytoplasm.
AUGUCCUUCAAUCGUUGCAGCCGCCAGGCCUCGAAGCUGUUGGCGACCAACGGAAGCUCUUUCAGAGCUGCGACUUCGACGCUAUAUCGUUCACGCAAAGCUACAAGCAUUCACCCCUCGGAAGUGACGUCUCAGAAACGAUAUGUAUCUGACGGCCAUCAUGAUAGCCAGCAAAAGUUGCUCUCCACACACCUCGAAGAAGCUGAUCCCACGAUAUUUGCCAUCCUACAAAAAGAAAAACGAAGACAGAAGCAUUUCAUCAACUUGAUUCCAUCCGAGAACUUCACCUCCCAGGCCGUUCUUGAUGCGCUUGGCAGUGUGAUGCAAAACAAAUAUUCCGAAGGCUACCCCGGAGCUAGAUAUUAUGGCGGCAACGAAUUCAUCGACGAGGCCGAAUCACUAUGCCAGAAACGUGCUCUGGAGACUUUUAGAUUGGAUCCCGAGGAAUGGGGCGUCAAUGUCCAAGCUCUGUCGGGUUCACCCGCAAACUUGUACGCCUACUCGGCUUUACUCAACACCCACGACCGUCUUAUGGGACUCGACCUGCCACAUGGCGGACAUUUGUCUCAUGGCUACCAAAUCCCGAACAAGAAAAUCUCCUUCAUUUCCAAAUACUUCGAAACUGUCCCUUAUCGUCUCGACGAGUCCACCGGUCUGAUCAACUACGACCAAGUCGAAGAAUUAGCCAAUCUAUACCGCCCCAAGUUGAUCGUUGCAGGCACAUCCGCCUACAGCAGAUUGAUUGACUACGCACGAAUGCGCAAAAUCACCGAGUCGAUUGGCGCAUAUCUACUUAGUGACAUGGCUCAUAUCUCAGGUCUUGUUGCUGCCGACGUCAUCCCCUCUCCCUUCCAAUACUCUGAUGUAGUCACGACGACAACACACAAGUCACUGCGCGGUCCUCGUGGUGCCAUGAUCUUCUACCGAAAGGGUGUACGUCGUACGGAUAAGAAGGGAAACCAGGAAUUGUACGAUCUUGAAAAUCCCAUCAACGCCUCUGUCUUUCCGGGUCACCAGGGCGGUCCUCACAACCACACCAUUACAGCUCUUGCGGUUGCUCUGGGACAAGCCCAGACCAAGGAAUUCCGCGACUAUCAACUCACUGUUCUUGAGAAUGCCAAGGCUCUGUCUGACCGACUCGGCAACUCAGUCAACGAAGGCGGUCUAGGAUAUAACAUUGUGUCCGGUGGAACAGACAACCAUUUGGUUCUCGUAGACCUCAAGAACCGCGGCGUAGAUGGAGCGCGCGUUGAGCGAGUCCUCGAACUCUGCGGCGUCGCCGCUAACAAGAACACCGUGCCCGGUGACAAGUCCGCGCUCAAGCCCGGCGGUCUCCGUAUCGGAACGCCCGCCAUGACUUCUCGGGGUUUCCAGCCAGAGGACUUCCGACGAGUUGGUGACAUUGUCGACCGAGCAGUCACCAUCACACAAAAGCUUGACAAAGCAGCAAAGGAGAGCGCAGAAGCCAAGGGACGCAAGAACCCUGGUGUCUUAAAGGCAUUCACAGAGUACGUCGGCAACGGAGAUGAUAUUUCAGAAAUUGUACAAUUGCGACAAGAAGUCGAGGACUGGGUAGGAACAUUCAAUGUUCCGUGGAAGGAUGAAUAG